AAUCGACAGUUAUCUUUAUUAAAAAAAAAAAAAGACUAAGAAGUUGACUGCAGAUUACAAAAUAAAGAAUUCAAUAUCCAUCAUAGUAAUGCAAAUCUGAUCUAUAGCUUGAUUACAUUCUUCCACAACCCAUCUUUAAUUUUGAGAACAAAAAAAUAAAAAAUAUGCCAGUUUCAGAAUUACCAGUUAUUCUCAAAUUUCUGUGUUUGUUCUGCGAAAUCUUUGUCGUCCUUGCCAGCAGCACUCCUACUACUCAUCCCCUGCCAGACAGUAUUGCCAUUUCCUGUGGUUCUUCGGGCAGUUUGAUUGCGCUGGAUGGACGUGUUUGGAUGGGUGAUUCGGUACUCGAAUCCAGCUUGUCACUGCAGAUCAAUGGCAAACCUUCCAACUCAAGACCCAUCCACCAACUUGCUUCAUUCGAUUCUGUACCCUGCAAGACUGCUCGAGCAUCUCACCACGCAUUCAGUUACGUCUUCCAAGUCAAGCCCGGACAGAAAUUCAUCCGCCUGCACUUCUAUCAAGAUUCAUACGACGGCUUCAAGAGGUCGGAAGCUUUGUUCACUGUUAAAUCAGGCCCUUACACACUCCUCAACAAUUUCAGCACAACUCUUGCUGCUGAUGUUUUGGGUGAAAAGCAUAUCAUCAAAGAGUACUGUGUAAAUAUUGAAGACGGACAACCUUUGACUAUAACAUUUUUCCCAGCUCAGGGGAAAAAGAAGUCAGAUGACUUCUAUGCCUUUGUCAAUGGCAUUGAGGUUGUCUCAAUGCCGACUGGUCUUUAUUUCACUCCCGAAGGGGAGUUGGGCGCCCAUGUUGUCGGAAAGAAGUACAGAUUCUACAUUGAUAACAGCACAGCACUCGAGCUGGUUCAACGGUUGAAUGUUGGUGGAAGCUCCAUCUUGCCAGCUCAAGAUUCAUGCCUGUUCCGCAGAUGGGAUGAAGACUCCAACUACUUGCUCGAGACAGGUGCUAUUUCUGCCAAUACUUUAACUGCAGUUAGAUAUGCAGACAUGUUAACAAUAACAUACGUUGCACCAAUUCAAGUCUAUCAAACAGCAAGGAUAAUGCUUGCAGACACUAAAUUGAGAGCCAGUAGUCUUAAAUGGAAACUACCAGUGCAAUUAGGAUUCAGAUACCUAAUUAGGCUCCAUUUUUCCAAGUUUAACCAGCAGACGGCGGAGAUUAACAACAAGGACUUCUCUGUUCUCAUCAAUAAUCAGAUAGCUGAGGACAAUGCCAAUAUUAAUCAAUGGGGUGAAGUAUCUGAAGUUGCAGUCUACAGAGACUAUAUUGUGAUGAUGGAUGGUGAUAAAAUGGAGGGGAAGCGCUACCUUACCAUCAUGUUCCAGCCAAAGUUUGAAUCAAGGGAUGAACAAUUCCAUGGCUCAUUGAUUGCUUUAGAAGUAUUUAAGCAGAGCAACCCCGACAACAAUCUAGCAGGUACUGGGACAGUUCCCGAGUUGCAGAAUCCGAAAUCAACACCAAAGCGAAAGAAAUCAAAAUCAAGUUACCGUACAAACUUGAUCUCUGCUGCCCUCACAGCUGUACUAGCCUUAAUGAAUGUUGCAGUUUACAACCUGAGAAGAAUCUCAGACUCUAGUUCCAGAAGGAACACGAGAUCAUCUUUGGUGGAAGAUCGAUGCCGUCAGUUCUCAAUUGAAGAAAUCCGUUUGGCAACCAACAGCUUUGAUCCUCAGUUUCACAUCGGCAGUGGAGGAUAUGGCAGAGUCUACAAAGGGAGCAUCGACGGUGGGGCAACCGCCGUUGCAAUCAAGCGAUUGAAAACGGAUUCCCGGCAAGGAGAAACUGAGUUUUGGACGGAAAUCAAGAUGCUAUCCAAGCUCAGGCAUACGCAUCUCGUUACGCUGAUUGGUUACUGCAAUGAUGGUCAGGAACGGAUUUUGGUUUACCAGUAUAUCACCCAGGGAACACUUACAGACCAUCUCUACAAAGCCAACAGACAUGGAAGGGCUAAUCCUCCACUUCCAUGGGAACUUCGACUCAAAGUCUCAAUUGGUGCUGCACGUGGCUUAUACUAUCUUCACUCACGGCAUAGGAUCAUACACAGGGAUGUGAAAAGCUCGAACAUUCUGCUGGAUGAGAAUUGGGUUGCCAAGAUCUCAGAUUUUGGGCUGUCCAAAAUGGGACCAGCAAAUGAUUCAUUCACCCAUAUCAGUACGAACGUCAAAGGCACAUACGGAUACCUAGAUCCAGAGUACUUCUUAACUCGUAAAUUGACGAGAAAAUCAGAUGUCUACGCAUUUGGAGUGGUUUUAUUUGAAGUUCUGUCUGGAAGACCUGCAUUGAACAUGAGACUUGACGAGGAGCAACACAGCCUAGCCGGAUGGGCUCGAUAUUGCAUACGAGAGGGGAAAGUGGAUCGACUCAUUGACCACAACUUGAUGGAGCAGAUUUCACCAGCUUGUUUAAAAGUAUUUGUUGGAAUUGCAGGCAGAUGCUUACACACUCAACCCCAGGGAAGGCCUUCAAUGGCAGAUGUAGGGAUGGCCCUUGAAUUAGCUUUGGCAUUGCAGCAGACCGAAGAUCCAACAGGCCAGGCGGAAGAGGUGGAAAAUGCUGGAAGAACUUACAGCGACCAUAGUGAUGGGGUUAUUUCUAUGGAUGACAUAAGUCUCCCAACGGGAGAAUCAGAUAGGAUUACCAAUGAAGAUAAUCUCAGCAACGGAAGCAGUGAUCAGAAGAGUGGAAAAAAGAAGGCUAAGGAUAAUGGUUCAAACAAUAAUGUCACACAAAGAUGGUGGUGGGACCCAUUUGGGAUUUUUCCAAGAACGCCAUCAAAAUCGAAAGCUCUGCAACAGCAGCCACGCGAGGUAAUCCAUCAGUUUUCCCUCAAGGAGAUUCAGAAAGCCACAAAUAAUUUUCACAAAAGUCACAUUAUUGGCUAUGGAGGACUGGACAAUGUAUAUAGAGGGUAUAUAGAUGGUGGUAAAAAAUCUGUAGCAAUCAGAUGCUCAAGAGCUAACGCAUCCAGAGUAUCCAUGGCACAUGAGUUGCAAACAAAGAAAGCGACUCAAAUGACGUCUCAUGAUCAUGUUGCCUCUCUGAUAGGGUAUUGCGAGACAGAAUCAGACAUGAUUCUUAUAUAUGAGCACAUGGCAAAUGGGACACUCUAUGACCAUCUCCAUGAUGCUUCAAAAGAUCCCCUUCCGUGGAAGCAAAGACUUCAAAUCUGCAUUGGUGCAGCUCGCGGUUUAAAGUACAUUCAUUCCACGGACGAGCAGACAAUGCUACAUCGUGACUUGAAGUCGAACAACAUCUGGUUAGAUGACAACUGGACAGCCAAGGUUUCUGGAUGGGGUUUGUCCAAAAAGACAGGAAACAAUCAGGUGCCGUCAAUUAUCAGGGGGCUUCUGGAUUCAGACUACAUACAUGGAGAAGAGUUUACAGAAAAGUCUUUUGUCUACUCAUUUGGUCUGAUUUUGUUUGAGGUGCUGUUUGCUGAAAAAGAAUCAGACCGCUGGUUCGACGAGGAUCAAGUGAGACUAGCCCAGUGGAUCAAGUCAUGCAUGAGGACUAACUUUUCUGGUUGUAUUGACCCCUUUCUAGUUGGGAGAAUACCACGAGAUAGCCUAAAUAUAUUCUUGGAAACCGCUGGAAGAUGUCUACUGGAUUAUGGAAGAGACCGGCCAUCAAUGACAGAUAUAGUGGAAAGACUUGAGGAUGCAUUACAGCUCCAAGAAGCGAGCUGACUUAGAGUAAUCCAUAUUGGGCAUGUUUGCUAGCAAGAGGAUCAAAAAUGUUUCAAUGUGCCAACGUGAGUGAAAUGUUGUUCAGGGCUCUCAAUUCUCCAUUUUGGUUUUUAACUAGUUAAACAACUUGUGUGGGUAAGAAUACCCAAAGAGAUAAAAAUAGAUGAUGGCUCAUAUCUUUAUCUCAUGUAUCAUACUACCAUAUACAUCUCAAAUUUAUGGUUUUUAACUGUUCUUCUUGUUAUUUGGUAGU
Messenger RNA from Salvia miltiorrhiza (redroot sage), 3963 nucleotides. Its product is annotated as receptor-like protein kinase FERONIA. Gene Ontology annotation, cellular component: plasma membrane; plasmodesma. Gene Ontology annotation, biological process: protein autophosphorylation. Gene Ontology annotation, molecular function: ATP binding; transmembrane receptor protein tyrosine kinase activity. The record is from RefSeq and is a predicted model, not a curated record. NCBI's taxonomy places the organism in Eukaryota, Viridiplantae, Streptophyta, Magnoliopsida, Lamiales, Lamiaceae. The transcript has a single exon. The coding region runs from base 165 to 3710 and encodes 1181 amino acids.